Molecule: messenger RNA, 228 nt
Organism: Stylonychia lemnae
Lineage: Eukaryota; Ciliophora; Spirotrichea; Sporadotrichida; Oxytrichidae
Source: the annotation of a GenBank genome assembly
AUGAACCAUUACGCUCCAAGAAUCGUUAGUGACAAGAUCUAUUCAGCAGAUGAAGUAUAUGACAAAACAAACAGCUUCUAAAGACUCUUAGAUGUGCCAUUUAGGUCAUUGAUCCCAGAGCACUUGAGAGGACAUAAUAAAUAUGGAAACUUAGGAAAUUAAAAUAAGUUUAUCUACAAAGGUGCUUUUCUCUAUAAACCAACAAGAGACGGUCUUCAAAUUGUAUGA